UUUUAUUUUUGCAGAACAACCAAGCGGCCCCUUGCUCAUCACCGACCGACCUGAACCGGAGCGGCAGCCCUCAGUCUCUCCCCGUCGCUCUUUCAGCUCCAAGCUCGCAGGAAAUCUGAAAUUGAAGAUGUCCGCGAGCAGUAGAGGGAGAUGAGAUCGCCCUCCUCCUUGCACCUUGUUGCUUCUCCUGUUACCUCUGCUUGGAUGAGAAAGUAUGAAUCGCGCUCUUAAGCCAGCUUACGCUGCUUCUCUGCCAUUUUUCAAAGCUGUUUCCUUCUUCCAUUCUUCUCCAGUGCUGGAAAGAAAAAGGAGAUCCCCUUGGAAUUAUAGAUGCAAUAUUUCUGAAAAAAGAAAACGAAGGAUGGAGUCAAGAAGGACUUUGCUGCGGGAUAUCUCAGAAUAUGCCGAAUACCUUUUUCAGAGUUGGAAAGAUGACAACAACACUUUAUGGUUCCGUAAGCCAUAUUGGUCAAAGGGAUCGAAGUUAAACGGUUUUAACCCACAUGAGUCACCAUCUGGAAGGUCUAAGAACAAAGGAAAAGAUGGAUUUAUUUUCUGCGCAAGUGAUGAUGAUGAUGUUGAGAACAUAUUCCACUCUGCUUUUGGUAGGGAAGGAUUCUAUUAUUCGGCCUCCAGUAGAGAUGGAAGUUUUCAGUGGCGUUGCUCCUCAGGCAAUUAUCAAAAAUGCUCCUCAGAUUGGAGAUAUGAAACAGAUGAGGAAACGGAUGAAGAUAGUGGUGCUGAUACUUGCCCACAACCUAAUUUAACUUCUGAAAGACUAACUCUUGGUUUGAGUGCUUCAGGUCCACUUAAGCUUAAUGAAAUAAAGAGCGCAUAUAGAGCUUGUGCUUUACAGUGGCAUCCAGAUCGUCAUCAGGGCGCAUCAAAGGUAAUAGCGGAGGAAAAAUUCAAAAUUUGCAGUACAGCAUACAAGUCAUUGUGUGACAGAUUAGCUACAAGCUGAGUUUCCUGCGCUCUUCAAUUCCUCCAAUAUGAUGGCCUGCAGCCAUGCUGCAGUUGCUUGGUUCAGACAAAUAGUGUUUUCUAGCUUUUUUAAUUGAAUAUUAUCAGCAUAAAUCCAAAUAAUUAAGACCUCAAAUUUGUGAGACAUUCUUUUCCUUAGGUUAUAUUAGAAGACAUGCAGAAUGAAUAUCUUAUUCAUUGUAACCAUAAAAUAAUAACUUUUGCAUCUCAUUUACUGUACUA
This is a messenger RNA of Phalaenopsis equestris, 1206 nucleotides long. RefSeq lists its product as uncharacterized. The record is from RefSeq and is a predicted model, not a curated record. Lineage: Eukaryota; Viridiplantae; Streptophyta; Magnoliopsida; Asparagales; Orchidaceae. Bases 215 to 964 code for a protein of 249 amino acids. The transcript is spliced from 6 exons.